Messenger RNA from Cetraspora pellucida, 662 nucleotides. NCBI's taxonomy places the organism in Eukaryota, Fungi, Glomeromycota, Glomeromycetes, Diversisporales, Gigasporaceae. The record is from the annotation of a GenBank genome assembly.
CAGAGAGAGAUAUUAUAAUACCUUUAUAUAUGGGCACUCUUAACAAAAAGUUUAAUGAAGAUCAAAUAUCAUACAUAUUAAUACAAAUUAAAAAUCAUGCUACUAAUAACAAAGAUUAUGGGUAUUUAAAGUCUGCAACUACUUGUCUGUCACUAGCUUAUAUAGGCAUUGAAGAUCUAUUAUAUAUGCUAUUUUUGUUAUUGUAUUUGCAAUUAGGUGCAAAAUCAGAAUUAGUUGACAUUCUGUCAAAGUUUACUGAAACAUCUAAUAUGACUUCAUGCAAAUGUAAAAUUGCAGAAGUAUUAGAAGAUUAUAAAACGGAUACUAAGGAAACAGGAAAAGAAUUUGUUAAGAAGAUUAGACUUAAAAUAAGGAAUAUUCAAGUGCUUCAAUCUACACCAGUUUUCACAGCCUCAUCAUCAGUCAAAGUUAGUGAUCUCACAAAUAGCCUUAAACAUUUAUUAUCUGCUUGGGUUGAUCCUCUUGAGGUUGAAAAUGAGAAAGUUAGGCAAAUUAUAAAAGAAAAAUCUGAUCUUGAGGCUGAGAAUUUCAAGCAUAAUAUUGAGAAUGCUAAACUUAAAGCUGAAAAUGCAUCUCUUAUUGAAGAUAUUUUACAGUUUUUAGCUUGUUUAGAAUCAUUGGUAAUCUUAGAGAUUCAAUGA